This is a messenger RNA of Lingula anatina, 2405 nucleotides long. RefSeq names its product lysosomal proton-coupled steroid conjugate and bile acid symporter SLC46A3. Gene Ontology annotation, cellular component: membrane. Gene Ontology annotation, biological process: transmembrane transport. Lineage: Eukaryota; Metazoa; Brachiopoda; Lingulata; Lingulida; Lingulidae. The record is from RefSeq and is a predicted model, not a curated record. Gene Ontology annotation, molecular function: transmembrane transporter activity.
ACAAGGGGAGGAACCAUGUCAGCUGAGACAGUUCCUGUGUACACAGCUAUGGACGACCGGUACUGAACGUCAACACAGCACAGUUAGUUUACCAGUUCUCUACCAUCACCACACUGUGGGUACCCGGCAAGGGAGUUCAGCGGGUCUGAGCAGAAUUCCUUCCCAUUAGUUGACGAUGACGCUCCGGGAUUGGUGGAGAGAGCACAAGCAUGACCUGCGAACGGUCAUCACCGUGGAACCGCUUACGUUCUUAUUCACGAUAUCUUUGUUUCUCACUUUUCCAGCUUCACAGGCGCUGUACAUCCAGAAAUUAUGCCUGGCUAAGUACAAAGAUGACGUUAUAUGUAAUAACCUGAGCGCAUACCAUGUACAGCAAGACUAUGUCCAGACGGAAACCUCGAGGUUCUUUCUGUACAGCAUCAGUGUAGAUACCUUGUUGGCCAUGGGGUCGGCUUUGUUCAUGGGCUCCUGGGGAGACAAGAUAAAUCGCAAGAUCCCCAUGAUCCUGCCUAUCACUGGACAAAUCUUGGCCAAUGUGAACUAUUUUAUCAACUCGUUCAACCCGGACUGGCCCGUCCCCAUGCUUCUGAUCAGCCCUGUGUUCGCGGGCACCAUGGGGGGAUUUGCCACCUACCUUCUCUCCGUGUUCAGUUACGUCUCUGUAGUGUCUCAGGGCGCCAAAGAACGCAUCAUCCGCCUUAGCAUAACUGAGGGUAUCCUCCAACUUGGCGCUGCUGUGGCCCUGGUCAUAUCAGGCCCGCUAGUAGAGCGCCUGGGGUUCUCUGUCACCUUCGGGGUAUCCGUCGCAAGCGCCACGCUAUCUUUGCUCUAUACGGUCUUCUGGAUCAGGGACCCAGCGGUAAAAACAAAGAAUACAGGCGAUGAGGGCGAAGAGAAGAAACGCUCCUUGUGUUCAAAGUUGUUUGAUUGCAGCCACAUCAUAGAAUCCGUGAAAUGUUACUUCAAAGUGCGGAAGGGAUAUCGCAGAUUUGUGCUGUGGUCAUGUUUGGUGAUAUUCAUGGUGAUUAUGGUGACUCUCGGAGGGUCUUUUGACAUCUCUCUGUUGUUCCUGCGUUACUCUAUUCCUAACUGGACCCUGACUCUGUACGGCAUAUACACUGGCCUGAAGAACGCUCUGCAGAUGCUAGGGUUGCUGGUUAUCCUUCCUCUUUUCAAGAGGUUCCUGGCUCUAGAAGACACCAGUCUGGUCAUCAUUGGUCAGGUGAGCUCUGUCUUAGGACAGGUGCUCCUCGCUUUCAGCAACACAGUGUGGAUGGUGAUGUUAGUGCCCUUUGCUGGUAUGUUGUCUGGCCUCAGCAGUGCUGCCCUCAGGAGUAUUGUGGCCAAGAUGGUGGGUCCCGAUGAGCAGGGGAAAGCGUUCGCGUUCCUUGGCUGUGCACAGGCUCUUAGCAUUCUCAUGGCUAGCCUGAUCUUUAACAACCUGUACCCGGCCACCCUCCACUUCCUCCCCGGCUUGUCCUAUCUCAUCUGUGCACUCUUUACGGUGGCUGUCAUGGCGCUCACUAUUGUUAUGCGGUGUUACAUGCCAGUAGAAGAGACCACAAACACCCAAGACGAUCAAACACUGGAUAAGUCAGCACUGGUGAUGGGCAUCGAAGAAACGGAGCAAUACAUGGCGUAGUUCGUCACAGAGAGAUGGCGGACGGACAGGUGGGAGGCAGACAGACGGGAAGACUAGAAGAGAGGCAGACGGACAAAAAGACCUUCUUAUAAAUUCUUCAGAAAAUGUACUAAGCCAAGUUCACACAUAUAUCAUAUAGAAAAGGACAAAAACAUUUAUUUAUAUUCAAAAUAAAAAAGGCCAAUUGUAUAGGACCCGGGUAUGGUGUAAUAAAUUUAUUUCUGUGACCGGGUAGAUCAAUAUAACGCAGUUGGUUGGUUCAAAGUUUAUUCAACCAUAAAUUCCAAUCCAAUAAAACAGUAGAAUAAAAACAAAACCCCUAAAAGAGAUAUACAAAGAUAUUUUUAUAAUACAGUCGUAAUAUGAUUUCUAUGAUAUAAUAAAUGAUGCUACCAAUUUAACAUGUUCAUCUUAAAUUAAACUACCAGUCUUACUACAAAUCAAUGCACAAUGUCCGAGAGGGCGUUGUUUAAUGACUGAAACGACGAAUUACAAGACAAGAGGAUGUCUGUAAUGUGAGUCUGAAAGAGGAAUGAAAAAUAGUAGUGGAAACACUUCUAUUGUAAAUACGGAAAUACGAUAGGAAAUUCAAAAAGAUAGAAACUGAAAUACUACAUUAACCAACUCACCAACACCAGGCACUGUUAGCCUUUCCGCCGUCUCAGUGCUUGAAAUUGGCGCGCUUAGGCUUUAUAUCUAUUGAAUGGUCACGAGAUGUAUGACCAGAUAUCAAGAUGACCAUGUAUCACGUGAUGUAAGACCA